This is a messenger RNA of Aspergillus costaricaensis CBS 115574, 1612 nucleotides long. Its product is annotated as FAD-binding oxidoreductase. Gene Ontology annotation, molecular function: FAD binding; oxidoreductase activity. NCBI's taxonomy places the organism in Eukaryota, Fungi, Ascomycota, Eurotiomycetes, Eurotiales, Aspergillaceae. The transcript has 6 exons. The record is from RefSeq and is a predicted model, not a curated record. The coding region runs from base 1 to 1530 and encodes 509 amino acids.
AUGGCUGCGGUGGUCUCGGAGAUCAUCGCCAACGCCUGCCAUCUAGAGCAGAAGAAGGUCACGCAUAUAGAGACCCUCUUAUCGCGAUUUGACAGCCUGUCAGCUGCAGAGCAAGACCAGGAACGAGCCUCUUACGUUGCCGCCGUCUUCCCCCUGUUCUUUGGCGCAGCUGCCGUCGUGCACGGGUCCAAUGGCUAUGAGCCGCAGCGUAUAGUUCCCUGGUCUACCAAUUGCUGGCUUCAACCUCGGGUAAUCGUCCGUCCCGGAACUGCCCAACAAGUUGCAGCUGCGUUGGCGCUGUGCCGCUUUUUCCACGUCAAGUUCUCCAUCCGGGGUGGGGGCCAUUUGCAGAUUCCGGGCUUCACCAGUAACCAGGACGGCGUGGUCAUCUCCUUGGGAGCAUUUGACCAAGUUCGGGUGGCUGAAGACAAAUCCACGGCAAAUAUUGGCGUCGGAUUGAGAUGGCUGGAAGUAUAUCGCCGACUUGAACAGCACGGGGUGGCGGUUGCAGGAGGAAGAGUGCCUUCCGUGGGGGUUUCCGGCUUGUUGCUCGGCGGCGGCAUCUCCUUCCAGAAUAGUCAGUAUGGUGUGGGUGCCAUGGGCGUCUGCAACUACGAAGUUGUCCUCGCCAACUCGCAAAUUAUCAAUGCCAAUGCCCUCGAAAACCCCGAUUUAUUCUGGGCCCUGAAGGGUGGCGGGCCUAACUUCGGAAUCGUUACCAAGAUCGAGAUGAACACCAUCCCCAACCAGAUAUGGACCGAAGUUCGUAUCUAUCCCCUCACGGCAGCCGACCAACUGCGCGCCGCACUGAUGCAAUAUCACGAUGCCAUUGAAACCGACAACAAGGCAUCUCUCAUCUGGAACGCCACCAACGACAUCAUUCUCAUCGUUUAUUUUUACUGCGCGCCAGUCGAGAAUCCCCCCGUCUUCCAGGCCUUCUACGACAUACCUCAUCUCACUAGCUUCGUGCCUCCGGGUAUCCGCACCGUCUACGAUCUAGUCCAGGCCGUAGCAUCCGUGAAUGAAGCUGAACCUACUGUCCAUGAAUUUCGCACCAUGUCCAGCCGCCCUAGUUUAGAAGUCUACAAGGCCAUCGAACAAGCUCAUGCUAAGCAAGCCGAGGCUCUCAAGGACAUAGAAGGCAUCGCCCUGACGACCGUCAUUCAGCCUAUGUCGUCACUCGCCAUGAGGGAAUCGCUCAAGAAUGGCGGAAGUCCUCUAGGUCUGGAGCCCGUUGGACAGCAGUGGUUCCUCGCCCGAGCAGACUGGAAGAACAUCCAAGAUGAGGAACGGGUGCGCGAGGCAGUGCGCAAGAUCGUGGAUGCGGCAGAAUCUGCGGCAAAACGGACGGGUGUGUAUCUCCCGUACAAGUAUUCGAAUUAUGCGGCGUGGGACCAGGAUCCGUUGGCGAGUUAUGGUGUGGAGAACGUAAGACGGUUGAAGGAGGUGGCGAAGAAGUAUGACCCUGAGGGGGUCUUUCAGACAUUGCAGAAUGGGGGUUGGUUGUUGAGUAAGGUUGGAAUGGAGUAACUAGAUAGGGGUCAUGAAUAGACAGGUAGGUGGGUAGAUGAUUGACUGUACAUAUGUAGGGAGACACAGAGUUGUACGAGAG